CAGUCGCCAGCCCGCAUGUGGAGGGCAGGGCCCGCUCUCGGGACCCUCACCUCUGUGACCCCAGCGCCAGCACCGCAUCUAACCCUGAGCAGGGGCUCUGGGGAACUAGAAGGACAAGAAAAACCUAACAGGAGAGAGCUGGGAUGGCCACGCUGGGGGCUAGAAGCCCAAGGUGCCACAGCUCGGUGCCGCCCAGCCUGGAAGGCCGGGGACAGGCCGCGUGGGGAAGGUGCAGGUCGGGGAGAGAGGUCCAGGGUUCGGCAGGAAGGCGUCUCACGGGCCGCCCAGCUCCGGGCAGACAGUGAGGCCAGAGCUGUUCGGACCGCUUCCCGCUCGGCGCCCUCGCCCCACUCACAGAGCGUUUGGCUCCACCCGGCCACCGUUGCUCUUUGGAACGCGCUCCCGCGACCCGGAAGAGCAUUCUCCUUAGCAACUGCGGGACCGCGGCGGCGCCGGCCCUCCGGGAGCCAAGGUGUGUCCCCCAUGGUUGGCCCACAUGGUGCUGGUGCUUCGCCAAGUGACAAAAAGUCAAAGAACAAGUCCAUGCGAGGGAAGAAAAAGAGCAUCUUUGAAACCUACAUGUCCAAGGAGGACGUUUCAAAAGGCUUGAAGAGAGGAACGUUAAUCCAGGGUGUGCUGAGAAUUAAUCCAAAGAAGUUUCAUGAAGCCUUCAUUCCUUCCCCGGAUGGUGAUCGAGACAUUUUUAUUGAUGGGGUUGUUGCUCGCAAUAGAGCCUUAAAUGGAGAUCUGGUGGUCGUAAAACUACUUCCUGAGGAGCAGUGGAAGGUAAUUAAACCAGAGAGCAAUGACAAAGUAGCAGAAGCUGCCUAUGAAUCUGAGCUCCCCGAGGAGCUCUGUGGACACCACCUCCCGCUGCAGUCCUUGAGAGGCUAUAAUGACAGUCCUGAUGUGAUUAUAGAGGCUCAGUACGAUGACAGUGACUCAGAAGAUGGACAUGGUGGCACACAGAAUGUGCUGGUGGAUGGUGUUAAGAAGCUCUCAGUUUGUAGUCAUGAUAAAGGAAAAAGUGAUACACAAGUCACAAAAGACGAGAGCUCCCCCAUGUCCCCAGAUGCCAGAGGUCCAUCCGAGAAGUCACCGCAGAAAUCAGCCAAGGUGGUUUACAUCUUGGAAAAAAAACAUUCCCGAGCAGCAACUGGCGUCCUGAAGCUCUUGGCUGAGAAGAACAGCGACCUGUUUAGGAAAUACGCCCUAUUUUCUCCCUCAGACCACCGAGUGCCUAGAAUUUAUGUGCCUCUUAAGGACUGUCCCCAGGACUUCAUGACCCGGCCCAAAGAUUAUGCCAGUACCCUCUUCAUCUGCCACAUCGUGGACUGGAAGGAAGACUGCAAUUUCGCCCUGGGGAAGCUGGCGAAGAGUCUUGGGCAGGCCGGUGAAAUCGAGCCUGAAACAGAAGGGAUACUAACAGAGUAUGGCGUUGACUUCUCCGAUUUCUCUUCAGAAGUGCUGGAGUGUCUCCCUCGAAGCCUGCCCUGGACAAUUCCGCCUGAGGAGGUCAGCAAGAGACGCGAUCUGAGGAAAGACUGCGUCUUCACUAUCGACCCACCCACUGCCCGGGACCUCGAUGACGCCCUCUCCUGCCGGCCGCUUGCUGACGGUACUUUCCAAGUGGGCGUCCACAUUGCCGAUGUGAGCUACUUUGUUCCCCAGGGGUCGCAGCUGGAUAAGGUGGCUGCCGAAAGAGCCACCAGUGUCUACUUGGUGCAGAAGGUGGUCCCCAUGCUUCCCAGGCUGCUGUGUGAGGAGCUGUGCAGCCUCAAUCCCAUGACUGACAAGCUGACCUUCUCUGUGAUCUGGACACUGACCUCUGAGGGCAAGAUCCUGGACGAGUGGUUUGGCCGGACCAUCAUCCGCUCUUGCACCAAGCUGAGCUAUGAGCACGCGCAGAGCAUGAUUGAGCGGCCAGCUGAGAAGAUCCCGGAGCGGGAACUACCCCCCAUCUCCCCGGAGCACAGCCCUGAGGAGCUGCACCAGGCUGUGCUGAACCUGCACCGCAUCGCAAAGCAGCUUCGCCGGCAGCGCUUUGCCAACGGCGCGCUCCGCUUAGAUCAGCUCAAGCUGGCUUUCACCCUGGACCAUGAGACUGGGCUGCCCCAAGGCUGUCACAUCUACGAGUACCACGACAGCAACAAGCUGGUGGAGGAGUUUAUGCUGUUGGCCAACAUGGCGGUGGCCCACAAGAUCCACGGCGCCUUCCCUGAGCAGGCCCUGCUGCGCCGGCACCCCCCGCCACAGACCAAGAUGCUGGGCGACCUGGUGGAGUUCUGUGACCAGAUGGGGCUGGCCGUGGAUGUCAGCUCUGCCGGCGCCCUCCACAAAAGUCUAACAAAAAUAUUUGGAGAUGACAAGUACUCAUUGGCCCGAAAGGAGGUGCUGACCAACAUGUUCUCCCGGCCCAUGCAGAUGGCGCUGUACUUCUGCUCAGGGGUGCUACGGGACCAGGCGCAGUUUCAGCACUAUGCCCUCAACGUGCCUCUCUACACACACUUCACCUCCCCCAUCCGCCGCUUCGCCGACGUCCUGGUGCACCGGCUCUUGGCCGCGGCGCUAGGCUGCGGGCAGCAGCUGGAGGUAGAGCCUGACGCCCUGCAGAAGCAGGCUGACCACUGCAAUGACCGCCGCAUGGCGUCCAAGCGGGUGCAGGAGCUCAGCACUGCGCUCUUCUUCGGCAUCCUGGUCAAGGAGAGCGGGCCCUUGGAGUCCGAGGCAAUGGUGAUGGGAGUCCUGAACCAAGCCUUUGACGUGCUGGUGCUGCGCUUUGGGGUGCAGAAGCGUGUCUACUGCAAUGCCCUGGCGCUGCGGUCCUAUCACUUCGAGAAGGUGGGCAGGAAGCCUGAACUCACACUCCUGUGGGAGCCCGAGGACCCUGAGCAGGAGCCAGUGCGGCAGGUCAUCACCGUCUUCAGCCUGGUGGAGGUGACCCUGCAGGCGGAGGCUGCAGCCCUCAAGUACAGGGCCAUCUUGAAGCGACCGAGCCCCGAGGGCUGUCCAAGCCUAGAGGGCCAGGAGCCAGAGCCAGAACCCUAGGAUGUGGAGCCCAAGGCCUGAGCCGGCCAGAGCACCUGUCCUGUUCACCUGUGGUUUUUAGGAAAAGGACCUUUUGACACCAAAGGGGACUUUUAAUUUGGUUUUUAACAACUCAGGGGUUUGUUUUUAUUUUUAUUUUUGCAUCUCAGUUUUAAAAAAAAAUGAACUGGAAGGGAGCAGGUGGGACAGGGUGGAAGGCUAAGGCCUGGCCAGCGUGUCCCCCAACAGGGAGCACCCUGGUCCCUGGAGACCAGGCCAUGCCACCCCCACCCCCUGCCUGGGACCAGGGUCAGCCAAUCAGUGUCACGGAAUAAAAUCAAGUGUGAAGCACCCUGUGCGGAAGCCCAGAGCCUGGCUCAGGGUCCACCCACACAGCCAGGCCAGGGCCAGUGUCCCUGGCCCCUUCCUGUCCACUGCAGGGUGAUUCACAGCUGGCCAUGUGGCCAAUCACCACA
Cavia porcellus (domestic guinea pig) is the source of this 3503-nucleotide messenger RNA. It is a transcript of the gene Dis3l2, whose product is annotated as DIS3 like 3'-5' exoribonuclease 2. Gene Ontology annotation, biological process: miRNA catabolic process. Bases 16 to 3048 code for a protein of 1010 amino acids. Lineage: Eukaryota; Metazoa; Chordata; Mammalia; Rodentia; Caviidae. The transcript is spliced from 20 exons. Gene Ontology annotation, molecular function: 3'-5'-RNA exonuclease activity; RNA binding. Gene Ontology annotation, cellular component: P-body. The record is from RefSeq and is a predicted model, not a curated record.